Motacilla alba alba is the source of this 7706-nucleotide messenger RNA. RefSeq names its product zinc finger protein 831 (gene ZNF831). The record is from RefSeq and is a predicted model, not a curated record. Lineage: Eukaryota; Metazoa; Chordata; Aves; Passeriformes; Motacillidae. The transcript is spliced from 6 exons. The coding region runs from base 119 to 5635 and encodes 1838 amino acids.
GUCUUUGUCCUCGCUCGUUUCUCUCUGCUUGCAUCAAGUAUUGACAGAAAUGAGACUUUUUGGCUGAAAUGCCUGGAUCAAUCAAAGGUCCGUGAGCUGAUGGCAGCCGGGCCCUGGCAUGGAGGCCCAGAGCGCGCCAGGCCUCGCGGCCGCCCCAGCAGAGCCCGGGCCGGGCCCUUCCCCGCGGGGCUCCUCGCAGCCUGUGCGGGGCCAGGCCCUGCCCCAGCCCCUGUACCUCAAGGCCCUGACGAUCCCGCUGCUCCAGCCCGUCCAGCCAGGCUGCUUCCAGCCCCACGGGCCCUUGGGGGCCGCCAGGAGCUGCGUCCACCUCGAUGGCAGCAACGUCCCCCUCAUCCUGAAGCCGCUCGUCCCCGCGGAAGGCGCGGAGCAGCCUCAGCCGCUUUUCCAGAAACAGCUCGGGCAAAGCCUGACCUUGAGCAUAGUCAGCACGUUACCAGUGUUAUCCUCGCCAAGUUCUUGUGUAAAAGCAUCUGUUGGGAGCCCGGGAAAAUCAAAGAAAUCUGGGAAAUACAUCUGCAAACACUGUGGACGAGAUUGUUUGAAGCCAAGUGUCCUUGAGAAACACAUUCGCUCUCACACGGGAGAGAGGCCCUUUCCGUGCACCACUUGUGGCAUUGCGUUUAAAACCCAGAGCAACUUGUAUAAACACAGGAGAACUCAAACACACGUCAACAACACCAGGCUGCCCUCGGACUCUGACAUCAGUGGGGGACCAGAGCGAAAUGAGAGCUCAGCAGAGAGCACCACCUCUCUGCAAGGCAGCAAAGUCUUGAGUAGCACCAGUGAAGACCGGGGCAUACACAUCAAACAGCCCAGUUCAGAGACCGGGGCAGCAACAGACACUAAGAAACCUCCUGAGCUCUCACUGCUGGUGACAAACUCCUCUUUAGCUGCUUCAGAAAAUCAAGAAGCAACAAAUCAAUCACUGAGUUCAAAGGCUAUUCAGGGGGUUCCUGAAAGAGAACCUCAAAGUUUAUCAUCUCCAGGAGCUUUGCCAAAUGGUCCGAGUCUGAGAAAGAAGAUGCAAGAGCAAAGAACUCCGACCGCCAAUAAGCACAUUCAGCUGCAAAGGCAGCAGGCAACCUCUUCAGAGAAGCAGUGGGAUUACAAACCCUUGGACUGCAAACUGAAGAAGUGUGAGAGCACGGACUCGGGGUAUCUGUCACGCUCCGACAGCACAGAGCAGCAGAUGACAUCGUCCAGCCCCUUGCACAGUCUGCACGAGCACAGCACGGAACUGGAAAGUGAAGCUGCCUUCAGCAGCCCAAGGUGUGCCUCCAGGAGCACUGCAAAGCCAGAGGCAGCUGACAAAGCCACAGCCUCGAUGCUAGAGAAAAAGAGGCUUGAAGAACACAUUUCAAAGCUUAUUUCUCACAACAAAAGUGUGGUGGAUGACACCCAGUUAGACAAUGUCAGGCCCAGAAAAACUGUCCUUUCUAAACAGGGAAGCAUUGACCUUCCAAUGCCUUACACAUACAAAGACUCUUUCCAUUUUGAUAUCAGAACUUGUGAUGUAAAUAGGAAAAAGAAUCUUUCUCUUUGUUCAGCAAAAUCUACCUUUGCACCCUUGGAGAAAUGCAAGCCAAUGUUUUUCCAUUCCGUUCCCACCCAGUUCUCCACAACAAUCGACACUGUGCCUGUUACUCGGAGCAACUCCUUGCCUGUUGUGGAGGGAGCGAGGAUGGUGCAUGACAAAGCAGGAUGCUCAAAACCACUUUCUCUUACUAAGCACUCUGCAAACACAGGCACUGCUGCUUGGCUGCCUAGCAACGAUCUCACUGCCAGCUCAGUGGAUUUCCCUAAUAGCCAUCCCCGAGCUCUAGUCAGACAAACAGCAGUGGAUGAUUUGCCCCUAAGUAAUGUGGCUGAUCAGCCUUCUCUGUCAGACGAGCUGAAAGGGACUAAAAAGCUUGGGGCUGGAGAAGUAAUCAGUGCUAAAAAUAAGAAACACAAUCAAAGGAAGCUGAAGAUGUUCUCUCAAGAAAAAUGGCAAAUGUAUGGAGAUGAAACGUUUAAGAAAAUCUACCAAAAAAUGAAAAGCAGUCAAAAUGCCAAGAAAAUGAAACAAAGAGAGAAUAAGAUUACAGAUGUUACAAGCUUGACUCCUAAUUCAAGGGAAUCAGCCAGCAGCACUGAGGAAAGAGAUGGCAGGAGCUCUGCAAAUGACAGUCCUUCCUCUCUUGUGACAGCAGCUUUAACCAUGGGUAAAUCAGGAAUGUCUGCUGAUGGUAAUCGUGUUCUGCAGAAUGUGUCCUCUGAGGAAGCUUCAGACAGAGUGUCCAACCUAAUGGAGACAUCACAUUCUGUAACUGCUGGAGCUGUAACCAGCCCAGCUCCCCCAGAGCUCAGUGGCAGUGACACGGAGAAAUGCACCGCUGGCAGCAGCACACUGCUGGCUCCAAGCAGUGGUGAGCUCAGGCUUCAAAAUCCUGAGUGUCAGCUGAGCAGCCACGGGAGGAAUGAGGACUGCUUGCCAGUACAGAGUAGCAACUGGGAGAAACCAAACCCUGGGAAAGAAUCCAGUGCAUUUGAAUUAGAUUGUAAAAGCACUUCACACAAUUGUGGGAACCAUCACCGGACUAAGGAAAGUGGCCAGCAUGGCCUGGUGCCCCCUUGGGUCCCUUGCAACAACAGAGAAACUACAGGGAAAUUCCAGGCUUUGCCAUCAGAAAGGAAAAAGCUGAAAUUCGAAGUGGAGAAGACACAAAAUGUGAUUUCAGUGUCCUGCCCUAGUCCCAGUAGUGAAAGCACUGCAGUAAGUGAAGCAGACAGAGGCCAUUGCUCUGGCACUCAGUGUCUUCCCACAGUUCCAGUGAAAUUCUCCACUAAAGCAGAGGAGCAAAAAUCAAGCACAGGAGUUUAUGAAGCCACUGGAGGUACUGAGAAUGUGGAAUACAGGAAAACAAUCAAACUUCCCACACAAGCUCUCAAUUACUCUGACAUCAACCUUCUUUCACAUCCUGCAGGUAUCUCAAAAGCUUCACUGGUGGGAUUUUUAGGGUCUGAAUUAAGGGGAAGUGAUUCCAACUCUUUUGCCUUGCACAGUGCAGCAGAUGGAGAUGACAAAACAUGUCUUGUAAAAACAGGACCAAAAGUGCCAUUUCCCAGUGACAGUGCUGUCGAUGUGUCUUCUAAAAGCCAUCAUCUGCAAUCUGAUCAUUUAAGUCCAGUCCCACAACAAAAUGCCUUCUCUCCAAAAUAUAUCCUUAAAUUGCCCCAGGACAAGAGAGCUUCAGAUCUGUCACCUUUGCUUCCAUCUGAACAGGAGAUGACACCUGGCACACCUGUGACAGACACCUUAACCACCCGACACUGCUCUUCCAGCAGCACAUCCCUCCAUUCUCAUUCCAGUGAUGUGGUUUGGUCCCCUUUAAAAUCUGAAGGGAGACAAAAGGCUGGCAAAGGAGAAAUUCAAUGGAAUCUUCACACAAACUGGAAAACUCCAGGGUUCUGUUCACCAGUCAGCUCAGAAACCACAAAUAUCUUAACCACAGCAGAGAACACCUUUCUUAACCAAAACUUCAAACAGCAGGAUAUUGCAAGAGAGGAUUGGAAAAACAAACAGACCAAAAAUAAAUUAAAUUAUCAAAGGCAAACAGAAGAGAAGUGGAUGAGUAGAAGUACUUGCUCUAUACAGACUCCAAAGAAGAAAAUCUGCUUUACUUCUGUGUAUACAAGUGGCUUCUUCAUAUCUGCUGACAUCAAAGAUGAGAGGAAGGCUUUGCACCACCUUUGCUCAGGAAGUGACUCUUUGACAAAAACAUCAGUUUCUAGCAAAGGUGCAGAGCCAACAACCCUGGGAUGGGACAGAGAGGGAAGUCCACGCGUCCUGAAGGACACCCCAGCACCACUGCAGGAUCUGCAGCAUUCCCAGAGCUCAAGAGACAACCCCACUUAUUUUUGCCAUUCUUUUGGCACUUUCUACUGCCACACUCUCAGCACUCACUGUAAAGGAUUCCCAGUGCUGCCCCACUCUAGCAGGACCAGCUACUCUGGCACUCUUCCAGUGCCAGGCUCCAAGAGCACCUUCCCAUCCCUGAGUGCUGAGCCCCGGCUGACCUGGUGCUGUCUGAGCAGGAGCCUCCCUCUGCCCUGGGAGCAGGGUGGCAGCGCAGCCUCUGCCCACCCCUCCAUGCCCCCCUGGGACAGGGAACCCAGCAGGGAAUGCACCCUGUCCAAAUACGACAUCUCCAUUUUCAAAAUGAGAAAUAUUGGCAAGACUGUGGCAUAUGGCUUAACAAACACGAGCUUGAAAACGUUGGUUUCAUCCUUUUCUAAAGGACACCAGAUGCAGGAGUUAAGCUCAGAUGUUCCUGGUGGUUCUUUCAAAAAAAUUUCAGAGCAAAAGAAGAAAACAGUAGUUUGCAAAAAGGAAAAACUCUCAACAAAUAAACUCAAGAGGAGCUACAAACAGAAAAGGAUUAAAGUCACCCCUAAAUGGUACAGAGGGAGGCACAUCCAUGGAUUUGCUCAGCUGAAAAUGAACCGGCUGAGCAAGAGGCCCUGUUUUCCCAACAGAGCUCUGGAUGCUUUGAGAAAGGGCUGCUCAUCACAACCCUCCAGAUUUAAUAAGCAUAAGAAGUGCCAUCCUCCUCAAUCCAAGAUGCAAGAAAGUUAUCUACACCAGCAAAAAGACUCAUCAUAUUCCACCUCAGACAAACAACUUUGCAGAAGGAAAAAAGAAGCAAAGAAUAACUCAGGAAUUUCUUCCCAUACUGAAAACCUAAACCAUGUUAAACAAAACGACAAAAUGGAUAAAAAAGACAUUUCUGGGCAAAUCAGGGAACACCCAAGAACAAACGCCUCUGUCCAGAACAUUACAGCUCCUCUGGGAAUAGCUGUGACAGCUCAUUCCUUUUCCUCCAGAGCUGACACAUCCCUGCAGGAAUUCAGCAGGGACGUGGCCAUUUGCUGCUGGGUGACACAGCCCCUCGUGCUGCAGCCAUCCCUGCCUGGGCAAUCCCAGCCGAGCCUUCGAAGCGACCCCCUGGCAGCUUCCUUUGGGUCUAGUCCUGAAUUUACAAACACAGACACAGGUGACCAACCUGACAGCACAAACCCAGAGGCUGCUGCUCCUCUUUCCUUACAUCCAGGAGGAAGCCAGGAAAAUAUAUUGAGGGUAGAGUCAGAGAGCCAAAUAUUUGGAAUAUCAGAGCCGGUGAUCCCGGCUGCCGGAAGGGAGAAAGCUCCGAGUGAAGAAAACACAGAUUCACCUUGUACAGAAAGCUCAGCUCCCAGCUCCCAGGCAGGAUGUUCACGUUUGUUUGGAUCCCAAGUGGAGUCUGUUCCUGAGACAGUCACGAGGGCUCAGUUACCCAGCAGGGAACCCUCACAGAGGGCAAACUUAGCUCAGCAUCUUCUGGAGCUGCACGGAAGCGCAGACAAGAACAGAUCCCACCUGCAGCCCAAUCCCUAUGGAAGGCCACAUGGAACAGCUACUGCUACCUUCAAAAAGCCCCCAAUGACUCUCAGAUCCCCUGAGUUCAAGAGUUACUCUGCAACACCCCCCAAGACGUACAAAAAGAGAGGUUUAGAGAUGAUGAGGAAACAAACGCGGGUGGAAUAUGAUGACACGAGCAGUGAUGAUGAGGACAGGCUGGUUAUAGAAAUAUAGCAACAGGCUGCUACCAGGGCUUGCGUGCCAGCCUGGAAAUGCCAGGGAUCUUUGAUCCAUAGUUCUGCAACACCUUAACAUCAGCAAAGCCAUUCCUCUGUGCCAGAGGCAACACCCUCUUUGGAAGAGCCCUUCCUUUCAAGGACUCAGCCUUUUUUUAAAAAAUGCUCACUUGAGGCUGGCCUGGCACAUUUAAAUGCAAGAGGGGGCCCUGUGCUCCUGACAGGUUUCCAGCAUUGUUAACGUUCCUGCCAGUCUCAGAAUUCCCACAAGUGCUGCCUACCCGUGGGUGUGUUACUCCAAGCCUGCAGUGCAUUGGGUUACUUCAACAAUAAUGCUGCAGCAGCUUCCUCAGCUCAGAUUUCAUGGGAGGGUUCAGAUGUGUUCCCUUCUCUAUAUUCCUGUUUUUGUAGUCACUGCCUCUGUACUGGGAGUGACACGCUGGCAUUAGGGGGAAGAUCUGUUCCCUCAGUAUCUGUGAUAUUGGAAGAGUCUGGAAAAAAUGCUGGUCUUUUACCAUGUUGCACAAAUGUCAAUGCUUCUGUGUGAGAAAUGACACAAGCAUGCUUUGCUUUGUGUUUUGUGCCUUUUAUGCCAAGAUCUACUCAGAUAUUCUUGAUUUUUAGGUGGAGAAUAUGGGUGUUAGCUAUUGGUAUUUCCUUGUGGUAAAAUUUCUGACAAGGAUUUUCUCAUUAUAUUUGUCACAUGGUGUUCCAACUGAUGUCAUAUGGAAUGUUUCAUUUUCAUUGUAAUUUUAACUGCAAUGAUGCCAUUUUAUGGAGGGUAAAGAAGCUAUAUGGCAUAGCUUGUUUUCUUUUUUUAACAAGUUUUGUGCUACAAACCCUAAAAUUUACUGGUUUCUAUGUGAAUAAAUAAUUCGAUAUUUCAAUUUGACCAAAUGUGCUCACUUGCUUGAUUAAACUGAUGAACUCUGAAAACAUUCCACUUCUACAUUAUAACUGAAUUUCUUACUUAAAAUUCUCCUGUUCUUGUAUUCUGAUUCACACAUAGGGAUGGAUUAAUGGAUUAACCUACAUGGGAUAUUCGGAGUUGCUUUUUAGUCAUGCUCAGGUAAAAGAUUGAACAGAUCAUACAAAGAAAUUUAGUACAAAUUAUCUGCAAAAAAAUAUAUGUGUAUGUGUAAAAAAAUGCCCAAAAAGCUCAGAGACUUAAACCAUGUGCCAACCUGUGCAAUUCCUGUGUGUUUGGAUGUCCUACAAAUGUGACAAGGCUUGAGGCUGUCAAAACAGAGCUUCACAUUAAUUCUUUAUCUUCUCCAGUAUUUGUGCUCACAAAUUGGUGGGUAUUGGGGUGAAUCCCAGGGGCACUGAAUUUAAAGAACGUGAAUUCAAAGCACACAAAUAGAAUUUGGGAAGAAAAAGAGGAAAAGAAAGGGAGGAACCAACAAUACUCACGCAAUAUUGAACCAUUCAAAGUUCUGGAGCUUUUUUUCCUGAUGGAAUCACUCAAAGCUACAGCUGGAUUCUGAAUUUGUAGGAAAAGCAGGAGAAGAAACAAAAAACUUCUAGAGAUCCUCAGAUCAGUGUUCCCAUCAAUGCUGUUGGCCAAGCACCUUUAGAAAGCACAGUUCAAAGAUCAUUGCACCAAACCCCACCAGCCUCCACAGCAAUAAUUUUCACCUCUUGCCUGUGCAGGAGCUAAUUAUUGUAAUACGUGGACGUGUAAGGAAUAUUCUAUAUAAGUUUUUUUUUUGCAUAAUGUUUGUGGAUAAAUGAUGUAUUUUAAAGUGGAAUUUCUAGAUCAGUAAUUCAGAAAUAGUCUAAUGACAGACUCAGAAGUGCUGUGCAAAGAAAUUUUUGUCCUGCAUAGAUUUUACAGCAUGAAGUACAGAAAUUUCUUUGUCAUUCUGCAGCUGUAGAUGGAAGAAAAAUGGGACAAGGUUAAAGUAGCUGGGAAAGUAAAUUUUAAACUCCAUUCCCUGACAGAAGUAAUCCUUGACAUUUUAGUUCCCUAUCUUGUGUAACAAUUUGACCUAACAUCAGUUCUUUAAAAGUGCCACUAGAUCCAUGGUGGCAUUUUAACAGGAUCACUGCAGAAGACAGUGACUCCA